AUGCCGCGCGCUCUCAAGGACCUCAGAGACUACCUCGCGGUACUCAAGCGCCCCGACGCCAGGUCCGUCACCGUGUACAGGAAGACCCGCAAGGGCGGAGUUUUGCUCACCAAGUUCAAGGUGCGCUGCUCCAAGUACCUCUACACCCUGACGGUGCCCAACCAGGCCAAGGCCAACAAAAUUGAGGCCUCGAUUCCGAGCCACAUCAAAAAGUUGGUCGUAGCUGCCAAGAAAAAGUGA
This is a messenger RNA of Babesia ovata, 240 nucleotides long. RefSeq names its product ribosomal protein RPL38. The transcript has a single exon. Gene Ontology annotation, cellular component: ribosome; cytosolic large ribosomal subunit. The record is from RefSeq and is a predicted model, not a curated record. NCBI's taxonomy places the organism in Eukaryota, Apicomplexa, Aconoidasida, Piroplasmida, Babesiidae. The coding region runs from base 1 to 240 and encodes 79 amino acids. Gene Ontology annotation, biological process: protein-RNA complex assembly; translation. Gene Ontology annotation, molecular function: structural constituent of ribosome.